UGCCGAGGAGUUGUCAAUAUGAGGUUACGUCAUCAGGAACGCGACAGCUUGUGGGGGGGUGGUAGUAGGCGCGUGUCAGAGUUGUUCGCACGUGCUGUGGCCGGAGCCGGAGCCAUGAGCUGCCCGGUGACUUGCGCCGCCUGGGUGCGCAGGGGAGUCGCCAGGGAAACGCCCGACAAGGUGCGGCUCAGCGCGGAGGAGCUGAAGCGGCUCAUCGGGGAGGCGACGGAGACGCUGCGAGAAGAAGCAGAUGGUAGUGAUGAAGAAGAACAUGGACAGGCAGCAGAAGACAUCAUGGAUGUUGCUAGUGGUGAGACAGCUGAGCCUCCUCAAGAAGAUGAGGACCAGGAAGAAGACACUGCAAAGCUGAAUGAUGAUGAGCUGGCAGAGUACGGUUUGGAUAAAUAUGAUGAAGAGGAGAAUACAGAUGCUGUGAGCCUUGGAGACACCUUAGCCGGUCUUACGGUGCAUGGGAGUAAUGAAUGUGAUCCUUACGUCACCAUUAAAGAUACUGAGCAAUAUGAACAGGAAGAUUUUUUGAUUAAGCCCAGUGAUAAUCUGAUCAUUUGUGGAAGAGUUGAUAAGGACCACUGCAGUCUAGAAGUUCACCUUUAUAAUCAUGAAGAGGACUCAUUUUAUGUACACCAUGAUAUCCUCUUGCCUGCAUACCCUCUAAGUGUGGAGUGGCUUAAUUUUGAUCCUAAUCCUGAUGAAUCUCCAGGAAAUUAUGUUGCAGUGGGUAACAUGACGCCUGUUAUUGAGGUCUGGGACCUUGAUAUAGUGGAUUCUCUAGAGCCAGUCUUUUCUCUUGGAAGUAAAAAAGAGAAGAAGAAGAAGAAGAAAAAGGGAAAGAAGAAUUCAUCUACAGAAGGGAAUCAGGAUGGGCAUACUGAUGCAGUUCUUGACCUUUCAUGGAAUAAGCAAAACAGAAAUGUGUUAGCAAGUGCUUCAGCUGACAACACUGUAAUUCUGUGGGAUAUGUCUGUGGUUAAACUGGCAGCAAACCUUACUUUACAUAUGGACAAGGUCCAGACACUACAGUUUCAUCCAUUUGAAACACAGACCCUUGUUUCUGGAUCUUAUGAUAAGUCUGCUGUCCUGUAUGAUUGUAGAAGUCCACAGGAUAACCAUCGAAUCUGGCGGUUUAGUGGACAGGUUGAGAGAGUGACUUGGAAUCAUUUUUCACCUUGUAACUUCUUAGCUAGCACAGAAGAUGGCUUUGUGUACUGUCUAGAUGCUCGUUCCGAUAAGCCACUUUUUACUCUGAAGGGUCAUAAUGAGGAAAUAUCUGGACUUCAGUUAAGCAGUCAGAUCAAAGGGUGCCUUGUGACAUCAUCUGCUGACAAAUAUGUGAAAAUUUGGGAUAUUCUGGGAGACAAGCCAAGUCUGAUCCAUUCCAGGGAUAUGAAAAUGGGUGUUCUCUUCUGUGCAGCUUGUUGCCCUGAUUUGCCAUUUGUCUAUGCCUUUGGAGGGGAGAGAGAAGGGCUUCGCGUCUGGGAUAUAAGCACUAUUUCUGCAGUGAAUGAAGUUUUUGGAAGCAGAGAGAGGUUGGUAGCUGCCAAUACAAACUCUGCAACUAGCAGCUCCUUUGCCACCAGUAGCAGCAAAAGUCCAGAAGCAGAAAUGGAAUCCUGAUGGAUCAAACUUCACAUAGAUGGUAUAUAAAUGCAAAAUAUCAAUCCAGAUUAUACUUUGGGACUACAGUUAAUAUGUACUCUGCACCCACUGGUUUGGAAAGUAUUCAUGGAAGUUUAUCAAGUUUCCUGUAAUCUGCAGCUUUUUUUCAUGUUGUGGGAGGAAAACAUGGUCUUGUGGUUAAGAUAUAGGAGUCAGAACUUAUGGGUUCCUGCCUCUCACUGACUUGGAAAAAUUAAGUGACAUGCCUGCAUCUUGCUUUACCUAGCACUGAAAUGGGGCUAGCACAUCACAUGUGCGUUUGUAAACUUCACUUGUAAAGUGAUGCCUCUUUGGCAGGAAAGCACUGUGCUGCUGUAGAGUGUAUAAAAAGGAUUGUAAUGAAUAGAUUUCUUUUUAGUUGCAAAUGAAAACUACUUCAACUGAAAAUUGCCACAAUAUUUAAAUGAAGGGCUGAACAAAAACUUUUUAGUGUAAGUAGUCAAACAAUGCUUAAGUUCCCCCAGAGUACGCUGAUGAUGGACUGUUUAACAAAUUUCUAAUAUCGCUUUUCAAAGAUUAACAUCUUACUUUAAAUCUCUUAGAACAGUGUUUUUCAACUGGUGGAUGGCAAUUGGGGGCUGUGAAGCAUUGUAAAACUACCAUACAAUCUAAAGCAAAGAAAAUCUCACUCCCUGCACACCUUUACUCUUCAACGUCAACUGUUCUGUAAGCUUCUCGAUACACACAAAUUACACAGGUUUAUUGUUGUGAUAUUGA
This is a messenger RNA of Chelonoidis abingdonii (Abingdon island giant tortoise), 2394 nucleotides long. It is a transcript of the gene PWP1, whose product is annotated as PWP1 homolog, endonuclein. Gene Ontology annotation, cellular component: nucleus. Lineage: Eukaryota; Metazoa; Chordata; Testudines; Testudinidae. The record is from RefSeq and is a predicted model, not a curated record. Gene Ontology annotation, molecular function: protein binding. Gene Ontology annotation, biological process: rRNA processing.